Lotus japonicus is the source of this 1464-nucleotide messenger RNA. RefSeq lists its product as uncharacterized. Bases 1 to 1464 code for a protein of 487 amino acids. Gene Ontology annotation, molecular function: DNA helicase activity. Lineage: Eukaryota; Viridiplantae; Streptophyta; Magnoliopsida; Fabales; Fabaceae. Gene Ontology annotation, biological process: DNA repair; telomere maintenance. The transcript has 4 exons. The record is from RefSeq and is a predicted model, not a curated record.
AUGAACGUACAUCAUCAACAAUUGGUCUGUUCCCUAACUUCUGAACAGAAAGGAGCGUAUACCCAGAUAUUGGAUGCUGUUUCGUCCAAUAACGGAGGAUUUUUUUUCCUAUAUGGAUUUGGCGGAUCUGGUAAAACUUUUGUGUGGAAUACCCUCUCAGCUGCGCUGCGUUCUGAAGGAAAGAUUGUUCUAAAUGUUGCGUCAAGUGGCAUUGCUUCAUUACUAUUACCUGGAGGUAGAACUGCUCACUCUAGAUUUUCCAUUCCUAUCACUAUCCAUGAAUCAUCAACAUGUAAUGUCCGUCAAGGUUCUCAUAAAGCUGAAAUGCUUCAGAAAUCAAGUCUUAUCAUUUGGGAUGAAGCUCCAAUGCUUAACAAGCACUGUUUUGAAUCUCUAGACAAAACUAUGAAUGACAUCAUGAAGACCCAAGCAACUUUUGGCCACGAUAAACCCUUUGGAGGAAAGGCAGUUUUUUUGGGUGGGGACUUUCGACAGAUUCUGCCAGUAAUUUUGAAAGGAAGUAGAUCAGAAAUCAUUUCUUCUUCUGUGAAUUCAUCAUACCUAUGGAAGCAUUGUAAAGUAAUGAAGUUAACUACCAACAUGAGGUUACAACAAGUAGGGUCCUCUUCUUCAUCCUUGGAGAUCAAAGAAUUUGCGGAUUGGCUUCUUCAAGUGGGUGAUGGCACGGUUAAGCCAAUCGAUGAGGAUGAUUAUAUUAUAGAAAUUCCCUCUGAUUUGUUGGUGAGGGAGCCCGAUAAUCCCUUACUUGAGUUAGUCAAUUUUGCAUAUCCCAUUGUUGUUGCUAAUUUGGAGAACCAUGCAUAUUUUGAACAAAGAGCACUCCUUGCUCCCACUCUUGAAAGUGUUGAAGAGGUUAAUAACUUCAUGAUGUCAGAUGAAGACUCUGAAAUAGAUGCAAAAUGGUUCACUUCAGAAUUUCUAAAUGAUGUUAAGUGGUCUGGUAUUCCCAACCACAGAAUUGUUCUCAAAGUUGGUGUCCCUAUCAUGUUAAUUCGGAACAUUGAUCAGUCUGCUGGAUUGUGUAAUGGAACAAGAUUGAUAGCGAGCGCUUUGACACCUUAUAUCAUUGUUGCAACAGCUCUUUCCGGUUCUAAAACAGGUAAACAUGUUUAUAUUCCUAGGCUUAGCUUAACUGCUUCUGAUACUGGCCUUCCUUUCAAAUUCUCAAGGAGACAGUUCCCUAUUACUGUUUGUUUUGCUAUGACUAUAAAUAAGAGCCAAGGCCAGUCGUUAUCGCAUGUUGGAUUAUACCUUCCUAGGCCGGUGUUCACGCAUGGCCGGCUAUAUGUAGCUCUAUCAAGAGUAAAAUCUAGAAAAGGGUUGAAGAUACUUAUAGUCGAUGACAAAGGAGUAGUAUCUAAUUGCACUCGGAAUGUUGUGUAUGAAGAAAUUCAACAGACUUUCAAUGAUAAUGGAGCAGCAAGCAACAAGUGGAAUGCAUAA